Molecule: messenger RNA, 4820 nt
Organism: Myzus persicae (green peach aphid)
Lineage: Eukaryota; Metazoa; Arthropoda; Insecta; Hemiptera; Aphididae
Exons: 4
Coding region: 947-4744 (1265 amino acids)
Source: RefSeq, a predicted model, not a curated record
ACACCGCUGCCGCUGCUCCCCAUCGUUGUCGUAGUAGUCGCCGCCGCCGCCGUGUGUAUUUGUUAUUAUUAUUAUUAUUAUUACUAUUACUAUUAUUAUUACCAUCGAGUAUCGAGUGCGCGUCGUCGUGUACUUACAUUCAGUUGUCUCGACUGCCGCAGCUAUUAUUACUAUGUACUAUUAUUAUUAUUAUUUUUAGACCAAUUAUUAUUAUUAUCGCGUUAUCGGUGUAUACUUUCGUUGUGUUUUUCGGCGUUCAUUUUCGAUAUCGCUCAGUCGUGGUGCCGUGUUUGACAUCCAAUCAUCAGUUUCAGCACUAUAUAGAACACUUAGCACGGCUACGUUCGUCGCCCACCGUCCGCCGACACGAAAACCGAGGACGCGUUUCCGUCGACCACGAACCGUGUCCGUCCCUAUUCCGCUCGCGUCCGUGUACGAAAAUCCAUAGGUGCUAGGCACAACCGUCGCCAUACCGUACAACGUACAGUCGUCGCCCGCAGCCCAUUGUUCCGGAUCGGCGACGACGCGGUGUUUAUAGGCGUCGAAACCGAGCAAAUACCUCAGCUGCGCACCGUUCCGAGAAUCUACAACGUUUGGUGCCGUCGUCUUUGUGCCUAUCGAUUAUGGCGGCAGCUGCCGUCGCCGCCACCGCCACCGCCGCCAUCUCUGCCGCUGCGGCCUUAACCCGACGGACCGUCGUCGCCGUCGUCCGUCGUCACCGCUGCCGCCACGACGUCCCCACGCUUACAUUAGUGACUCAACGUUUACGCCACCAAUAGGUGACACGAAGAUAGAGAGUUUUAGUCUAUCGAUUUAACUGUCCGAACGACCGGUGACUGUACCAUCAAACCUACCGCGUUUUCCGACAUCUUCGGGCCACCGUCCAUCGGUAACUUACCCGAGAUACCUUCAUGUUUAACGAAAAUUGUGACAUCAAUCAUAUCAAAUGCCAUAUGAGCCACUUGUUUUGUUACAUAGACUUGCGCCUGAAGACGUAAAUCACUUGAUACGACAAAAUCCUCCUCCGCCUGUGAUAAUCAAUCAACCACAUAUGGGACAUUUUUUUUCUAUUAGAAAUGCCCACACAUUUCAAAACAAUGAAGGGAAGAACACCCAAUCACUGGGCAAGGACGGUGUCGUGAACAAUAGUAAUUUACCUUUAGAAAAUAAACAGAAAUUGACUUGUGCUCGUUCAUCACCUAAAUUACGAGUUCUAAAAUCUAGUUCAAACGGCGUAAAUCAUGAUAAACAAGAACAAAAAAAAUUUUCCAAGGAACAAAAAGUCACAAACACUCGGAUAGGAGAAUUAUCGUUUGCCGAAAAAUCUAAAAUAUUAACAACUGGUAGUAUUUUUAAAAAAGAAUUAGUCGUAGUUAUUGAUAAUUGCUUCAAUGAGGUGAUUAGAGAAAUGGUAAAUAGUACAGCUCAACACCCAAAAACGCGAAAUCCUACUAAUUCAACAGUAUCCACCAACAGCAAUACUAGUAGUAGUAAUUCUGUAGCUUCGACUCGAGACUCAGCAGCUGGUAAAGAACACAUCAUAGAUGACACUAUUAUGAUAACAACUACAAAAUCUCCACUAUCUACAGUAACUCCUGCCAUAGAGGUGAUUGACAAAAAAACAAAAGAUAUUUCAUCAAAUGGACAGCAGCACAUUACUGCAGACGAACAUGAUAAGCAAACCAAUUAUGACAAGGUUCAGUAUGAUUCUUCAGGCCUCAGUUUGCGUACAAGGACUAUAUCAUCAACAACAGUACCUACACCAUUGCACCAUUCAACAGUUCCUGGAUCGAAUUCUGUACAACCUAAUUGUUCUACUUCAUCAGUUACUACUCCUACUCCUAGACCUCGUGGUCGGCCUCCAAGACGAAAAAAUCUGAAGCAUAUUGCCAAUAGGAAAGCACUACAACAAGCCGCUAAACUAUCUGAAGAGAGCAAAGUCUGUGAUUUAACCACAUCAAUUACUGAAGUAGAAUCAGCAGCAAUUAGUUUGGAACGUUUGCAGCAACAACAAAAGUCAUUGAAUGAAUGUAAUAAUAUUGAAAUUUAUGAUGAUGAGCUAGAAAAUAGUGAAAAGGAUUCCAUAUAUAUUAAUCCUGCUACAGAUAAACGUUCAGUACGAUCCCCAGAAUUUGAUGGGGAUGAAGAUUGUAUUAUUGUAGAUAUUGUUUGUAAAAAUAAUAGUAAUAAUCGUAAAAGGAAACAAUCUGAUAUCGAAGAAGCUGUUGCUGAAAAACGUUUAUUGAUAUCUAAUGAUCCUAAAGAUUUAAUAGUUGAAAAAAUAAAUGUAAUUGACAAGUCUUCAUUGCCAAACAAAUCAAACUCUGAUUCAGUCGAGUAUGGUUUCUUAGCUGGUUGUAACAUUUUUGAACCAUACAGACAAUGUACUGAUUGGAAGUCCUCUUCCAACUGUUCUUCAGCUUUAUACGGUCGCACAUAUUGGCCAACAAGUUGGGAAUAUUCUGCAGCAUCACUCACAGGUCAUGUUCAAAAAAAAAUAUCUAAAGAAGCGUUACGUAAAAUAAGAUUGAUUGGCGGGGGAGGAGCCACCAGUAAAACUGUUUGUAGCUCUAACUCAACGUCAUUGAAAACUAAGUGUACACUAAAAAAGUAUCAAACUUCAGUUCUGCAAAGACGUGGCAGUGCUUGCAAAUCAACAGCAAUAGCUCCUGUUGAAGUGUCUGGUGGUGCAAGACAUCAUCCUUCGACAUCUACAAAUAUUGUAAAACGACAAAAAGGUCGGCCUCCUGGUAGAAAAAACAAGCUAUUACAAGCUGUUAUAAAAUCAAAUAGUCCUCGGAAGUCACCACGACAACAUGCAUCUACAUUAGCAGCAAUCAUGUCGAACAAAGUUGGAAAUCCAGAUAAAGUUGAAAAUCAACAAUCUGAUGAACUAGAGGCAGAUCUAGAAACCGAUAAAAAUUCUUUAGACAUGGAUGUUCCGUGUUUAUUGAAGAUGUCCAUGCCAAAGUAUGAACCUAUGCCAGGAUUCCGUCAUCACAGACAUCGCCGGCAAAUGGAAAACAAACGUAUCAUUAAACGUCGUCGUCGACGUCGUUCAACUACUCCACCUCCCCCAAAAUUGUGUGCUCAACAACCAGCUCCACAGCGAAUUUCUAUAAAUACUGCUAUAGACCAAGAAAGAGUUAAAUUGCGUACAAAACAUGUGGAUGUAGUAAGGAGACGAGCACGAGAUGAGAGAUUACGUACAGCAUUCGUGUGUCAACAAUUGCUUAAAGUACAAGAAAUAGCUGAACAAAACCGUUGUAACAUAACCCAAGAGUUUAAACAAACUCUUGAUUCAAAUAAAGAAGACUACCAGUUCUCAAAUAAUGCUAUAAUAUUACCAGUUGAAAGUGAUCAAGAUCAAAUUUGGUCUCAAAUUACUGAUAGUAAUCGGGAACCUGAUAAUAUGUGCUUACAAAUAAUGUAUGAACAAACUGCAGAUAAGAGGUUUUUAUGUACCAAUUUAACAGAUGAAACUCUGCAAAUGUAUUAUCAACAACGUGAGUUAGCUUUAACUGAACGUUUAACCAAUAAUUAUGGUGAAACCUUGUCUUCCGAUUUAGGUACAGACAUGAUAUCUAAUAAACGAAAGAAAAAACGACCAAAUAUGACUGGUUGGCCUAAAGAAAAACGUCGAAAAAUUAUAACUACAACAUCAUCUAUGAACACAGCUGUAGAAGAUACAAAUGGUGAUAGUGAUACUGAGAUAGAUGAUAUUACCAAACGCCGAAGAGCAGCAGCAGCAGAACAACAGAGGCUCAGACGUCAACGUAUAAAAUUAGAGCAGCAGCAACUUCUCAAAGAAAAAUCCAAAGUUAAGAUAAGAGCUGCCUCCCCUAAGCGGAGAGGUCGAGGACCGGGGCGUCCAAGGCGCCCUGGUCGUCCAGGUCGUCCAGGUCGUCCAGGUCGACGUCCUGGCCCUAAUAAGAAAAAUAAAACUGCAACAUACCGUCGUAACAAUAGUGUAAGUAGUGAUGGUACAACAGCAAGUAGUAGCAAUACCAGUAGUACUACCACUAAAGUGAAAAAAGUAAGAAAAACAAGAAAGCAACGUACACCUGCACAAAAUAAAACCUCUUCACCAAUAGUGCCGGCAUCGCCUGUUACACCAAAUACAAUUGUAAAACGAAGAUGUGGAAGGCCUGUGGGAAGUGUUGGUAGACGGCAACGAUUAAAAUUACAGAUGUUACAACAGAAUUGUCAAAACCAAACUCCAUCAUCCUCUGAACAACAAAAAGAGAAUGUAGUUCAGCCACAAUCCAGUACAGGUAAAUUGAAAUGUGUUAUAUCAACACGUAAUAAUCGUAUGAAAUUACUGUCAACAUCUGGUAGAUCCCCUGCAGCAUUGAAUCAAAAAAAAACAAUGACUGCAAGCAAAACUAAGAAGUCGUCUGCUGCGUAUAAUUUAACGUCUUCAUGUUUAACAACACUACCAUCAUCACAGGUGACAGUGGUGGGUAAAAUUACUAGAACAACAGCUAAAAGAAGGAGACUCCAACAGCAUCAACAAACAGCUGCAGCUACAGUUACAUGGGAUGUUGGGAGACCUAAAAGAUAUCAUUCAACCAACCAUAGUAGGAAUUCUAGUAGUGUGGUUGUUGAAGAAGAUUGUUGUUUUGUGGGAUCACAACCAUUUGAACAACAUUGUCCAGGUGGUGGAGGUGGCUUAAAUCAUAAUACUGUGCUUGAAAAUCAUCAAGAUCACCAAAAAGAAAACACAGUACACAGUGGUUUAUAGUAGAUACUACAGCAAUUGUUCAUUAUUAUUAUUUAUAUUUUUUAUUAAUUAUUACAAUUAUUUUUUUCUUACCAAA